Misgurnus anguillicaudatus (oriental weatherfish) is the source of this 3207-nucleotide messenger RNA. It is a transcript of the gene rapgef5b, whose product is annotated as Rap guanine nucleotide exchange factor (GEF) 5b. Gene Ontology annotation, cellular component: plasma membrane. The record is from RefSeq and is a predicted model, not a curated record. Gene Ontology annotation, biological process: Ras protein signal transduction. NCBI's taxonomy places the organism in Eukaryota, Metazoa, Chordata, Actinopteri, Cypriniformes, Cobitidae. Gene Ontology annotation, molecular function: guanyl-nucleotide exchange factor activity.
UGUACCGGCCCACUCACGUCACGUGACACAUUACCUGCAAAGCCCCGCACCUCUGUUUACUCACGUGCCUAUUGUCCACACAAUGGACAUUUACUAAUGUACUGCUGGGUGCUCGGACCACACUAUAUCGACUUUAUUUGCUCACCUGUGGAUAAGUCAACAACAUCCGUCAAUGAUCUGAGGGAUCUCGGUGUAUGUCCUCCAAUCUGUGCCGCUUUCUGUCUGGAUCUCCUCGACAUGGAGGGGAUGAUAUGGAAUGAGGAUCGCUCUGUGGUCAAGGGUGGUCUCAUAAACCGGGGCAGAAGUAAAACUCUGAAAGUUCAGAGCACUACACAUGAACCUUCUUCACCCUCACCCAACAAAGACUCUCACUUCAAGAACAGCCUGGAAAGUAUUUUAUCUCAGAAGCCGUCACCUGAGUCCAUCCACUGUUCAAAUGCAGGACAGACUAAACAGAAGGUAUAUCAGGCUUGUGUGAAGAAUGUCCCGUGUGCUGGCCGAGCACUGAGGAAUGCUUUCCUAUCUAAUGGCAAGGAUAACUGGAAAACUCAUAUUAAAUUGGCAAGGAUCAUCAGGAGAACAUAUAUUGGUCUGGAGCUGGUGGAAUGGUUGAUGGAUCACUGUGAAUUCAUACAGAACCGGCUAAUAGCUUCCAAAAUGUGGAACAUUCUGCUGGACAUGGGCGUUCUGCUCUCAGUGGAGCAGCAAGAUGUGUUUGAGGACUCCAGGUCCUUGUACCAAUUCACUUUUGAGGAAUGUGAGGCCCAGAGCUGUGAUUUCAGGAAUCAGGCCAAUUGGCAGAGUGCAGUGCAUCUGCUCCUACAGCUGGUCCCACACACGCAGCUCCGCGGUGGGGCCCGCAGACGCUAUAAAGAUGAAGAUACCCCGAAGACACCAGAGGUUUUUAAUCCAGUUUUUCAAAAGAGAGCACUGGAGCAUCUUACUUCAACGGUACAGCAGGAGUUGCUCGAGGCUUUGGCUCGCAAGGCACAGAAUAAAUCAAUCGUUGAGGAGAACAGACCAGAAACCCCUCCACCCUCUCCAAGUUGUGCUGAGCUCACGCAGGUACCCGGGGCCGGUGUACGAGAAAGAGAGGAUAUCAGCCGAUUGGAGAUGGUCCAGAGACUGGCAAAGGAUGGAUGCCGCCUUCUGCAUAGCCCACUGAGAGCUACUGAACGUCCUGCCGAGCCCACCGGUGACGCAGCAGUCCGGUUGUGCGAGAGAGAGAGGACCCGCGAGAUGCUGCUAUCUCAGAGGACGACGUCACCGCGAGCUCCCCCCUCCCGCUCCUUCUCAAACAGGAGGUUUGCCGCUGUGCCUGCCACCCCUGAGAAGGUGCUGGAACACCUGCUGGAUCAGAUGAGGAUGGACGAGGAGCAGAGGAACCCCCAAAGCAGAGAAACAGAUAUACUCUUGGAUGACUUCUUGCUGACCUACCCUGUGUUCAUGUCCACCAGUGACCUGUGCCAAGCAUUGCUUGGUCACUAUUGUUCAAAGAAAGGACGAUUGAAAGAGGAUGCCAGAGAGACUCUGCUUAGGAAACGAAAAGUACUGCACCUGCUGUCCCAGUGGAGCUCGUUGUGCACAGAUCUACGUCAGGACGACGAAGACGCCAAACUAUUCCUCAAGACCCUCUACAGAUAUGUUUUGGAUGAUCUGUAUGAGUUUCCCUCGCUGGAGAAAGACAUUAAAGAACUUCAGAAACUUCUACGGAUGCAGCGCAGACAUACUGUAGAUGAUUACUCGCCACAGAGGAAGAAUAAAGCUCUCUUCCAUCAGUUGAGUCUGAGGGAUAACUGGCAUCCUGUACGAGCAGCUCAGAGAGAUAGAAAUGAAGUGCUGUGUCGUGUGUACGUGACUGUAGACUCCUACGUGAGCGUGAGGACACACAGUGAUGCGUCUGCGCAGGAGCUGCUGGGGACUGUGGCAGAAAGACUCGACUGCGCAGAGGACGACAUGGUGCUGGUCGCCAUCACGUAUGCUGGAGAUAAGGUUUUGCUUCAGUCAGAACAGUGUGUGUAUUCCACUUCACUCACUACUGCUGACAGGCUGCACGUCUACAGAAGAGACCUGACCGAGAUCAUGAGUCCCUGCACUGAUAACGGACAGCAGCGCUCGGUAAAGAUGCUCAGUAUGAACACGUGGGAUGUAGCCGUGUCUCUCACCAACUGUGACUGGAGCCUCUUCAGUAAUGUCCACGAGCAAGAGCUGGUGUAUUUUACUUUGAGCCGCGAUGCCAGUGGCGGCCACACAGCGGCGCUAGAGCAGCUGUUACAGCGCUGUAAUGAGACACAGCAGUGGGUGAUGACUGAGGUGCUGCUGUGUCCAACCCUAUGCAAACGUGUGCAGCUCUUUAAGAAAUACAUCAAGAUUGCAGCACACUGUAAAGCACAGAGGAACCUGAACUCACUGUUUGCUAUCACUAUGGGAUUAAACAGUCCGGCCGUCAGUCGACUUACUCAGACGUGGGAGAAAGUCCCUGGCAAGUUCAGGAAGUUGUUCUCCGAGCUGGAAAGCCUGACGGACCCUUCGUUAAACCACAAAGCCUAUAGAGAUGCCUUUAAGAAAAUGAAGUCUCCCAAGAUCCCUUUCAUACCCCUGCUUCUGAAAGAUAUUACGUUUAUUCAUGAGGGCAACAGAACCUUUCUAGACAACCUGGUCAACUUUGAUAAGCUACACAUGAUAGCAGACACAGUGCGAAUUAUCAGGCAAAGCCGGACUGAUCACAUGGGAAACAUGUUGUCCCAAAAGGACAGCGUAGAGGUGAGAACGUACAUCAACUACCUGCACGUCAUUGACAAUCAACAGACCCUCUUUGAGCUCUCACACAGACUGGAGCCCAGGACCUAAAACGACUGAAAGACACAGGACAGCGUCAGUCCUGUAACCAAGACUGUGAUUGAUAAGCAAUGUGGCUAUUCAGUGUGUUUCCACUAGAGGGAGACACACUCUUAUACACCACAGACAGCCAAAGAAAUCAACCUCAAGUUCAGUAAUGUGAAUGGAACAAAGACAACUGAAUCAUGCUUAACUGUGAAUCAUGCUGAACUGAUGUUUAAAUCAGGAAGACCUACAGAACAACUAUACAAUGAUCCAGUAUUCAAUGCUACAAUAAGGACUUUUGAGUUUUCUGGGGAUGUAAUAUUUUGUUUUAUUUGCUCUCUUGUUUUAUGUAGUUGUUCAGAACAGAUGUUAAGUUGUUUGAGC